Messenger RNA from Ruditapes philippinarum (Manila clam), 781 nucleotides. RefSeq lists its product as uncharacterized. The record is from RefSeq and is a predicted model, not a curated record. Gene Ontology annotation, cellular component: extracellular region. Gene Ontology annotation, molecular function: chitin binding. NCBI's taxonomy places the organism in Eukaryota, Metazoa, Mollusca, Bivalvia, Venerida, Veneridae.
CAAAUGUUCCUGAAGACUGUGAAAAGGAACUUGGUCAGUGUACUAAGUUUAUUUAUGACGUUACUCGUUUACGUGCCUUGAAAAGUUCUGGAUGUACAAAGUUUUGCCAGUGUGAGCAUGCAUCCACUGAGACGGACGGCUCUGUGACGUAUAAGUGGGCCGAACAUACGUGUGCACCUGGACUUUUGUUCGAUGAGGAAAUUAAAGUCUGUAAUUGGCCAGGCAAUGUGCAAUGCAACGGUAUAUUUCUGUUUUGUAUAGAUUUUUGCUUAACAAUGGGAAUGGAAUUUCAAAACUUAAUUGUAUAAUUAUCACGUCUCCAACAUAUCCAGGAAUUAUCACACAAUAAAACACUAUUCACAUAAAUAUUUGGUUCACCUUUCUCGUGUCAAACAAGAAUAUAUACAGAAAAAACAAUCUCAACGUGUUCAUUGACGUCAGUAUAGAUGAUAACCGGUGAAAUUCUUGACAUGUUUCGCCCUCACUUCGUGUAAAUUUCUGUAAAUUUAUUGUAAGCGACUGUAUGAAUUAUCGAAUCAAUUGUAUAGAUGCUGCACAAUAAAGAAUAUGCAUGCUACUAAGAUUCAUCGUCCUUGUUUUAUUUUUCAGCAAAUGAUGUUGACGACUGCGAAAAAGAACAUGGCGAAUGUACAGCAUUUGUUUAUGAAGAUGUCCGAUUACGUCCAUUAAAAAGUUCCGGGUGUACAAAAUUUUGCCAGUGUGAGCAUGCAUCCACUGAAGCGGAUGGUUCUGUGACGUAUAAAUGGGCGGAGCACACGUG